Messenger RNA from Purpureocillium takamizusanense, 3189 nucleotides. Its product is annotated as Beta-mannosidase. The record is from RefSeq and is a predicted model, not a curated record. Gene Ontology annotation, biological process: carbohydrate metabolic process; glycoprotein catabolic process. Gene Ontology annotation, molecular function: beta-mannosidase activity. Bases 275 to 3130 code for a protein of 951 amino acids. NCBI's taxonomy places the organism in Eukaryota, Fungi, Ascomycota, Sordariomycetes, Hypocreales, Ophiocordycipitaceae. The transcript has 4 exons.
GAAGCGUCGGGAGCUACACGGGUAUAGUGCGAAGGGAAGAAAGCGUCGGGACUUGCCAUUGCUACGUCACAUCACAAUCACUCGGGUUCGCGGCACACCAGACGCGGGGGAACGACUGACGAUCGCUACCUACCCGGCAACAUAUACCUCCGACACUCGUUCACUCUGAAUUUGGUCUUUGGGCACUUGGAGUUGUACUGCUUUUAUAUCAGAACGGUUUGACUUUGUCUCUCAAAUAAAUCUACUAUCGCUAUGUUGACGCGCCUCUCUCAUCAUGAAGCCGUGCACCUUGACAUCACUCGUGCUCGCCAGCACUGCGCUGGGGCAUGAUGCCGUGGCGGACCAUGUGCUGGAUCUCUCGAACCAAGCGUGGAGGCUGCAAAAUCUGCCGCUCAACAUCUCAGUGCCUGGAAAAGUGCCUUCGCAUGUGCACCUCGAUCUGCACGCUGCUCAGGUAAUUGGCGAUCCUUAUUUUGGCCUCAACGACUUCAACCUGCGCUGGGUCGCUUGGGCCAAUUGGACUUAUGUGACUGAGGUCAAGGGCCUCAAGACGGCCAACACGAGCGGCGAUCUCAAGACCUUUAUCCUGUUCAAUGGGCUCGAUACCUUUGCAGAUGUCUCCUUCUGUGGCAGACAUGUCGCAACCACGGACAACCAGUUCCGGCAGUGGCGGCUCGACGUGUCCGACGCGGCCAGGUCGUGCGACAGCGAGACACCGGAGCUCAAGGUGACGUUUGCCAGUGCGCCGAACAUGGCUGCCUAUCUUGCAUCACAACCGGACGCCGAAACCUGGCCAUGGGGCAUCGAGGGAUGGUUCGAGUUCCCCCAUCGCGCCUUCAUCAGAAAAGAGCAGUCGGAUUUUGGCUGGGACUGGGGACCGGCGUUUGCUCCCGCGGGCAUUUGGCAGAAGGCGUGGAUCAUCCAGUUGACGCCGGAUGAGGUGUACGUGCCAAAUUCAGUCAUGGAUCUCUAUCGCCACGGGCAGGUGAACAACCUGCCGCCGGACCAGACGGCGGACUGGGUGCUCAACUGCAGCAUCGACGCCCUGAACAGCUUCCCCAAGGAUGCCGAGAUGAAGUUCACGGUAAAGGAUGACACUGGGAGAAUUGUCACGAGCGACCGCCUCACCAACAUCAGCAAUGCUGGCGACGUCAUCACUGGUUCUGCCACAUUGGACGCGAAGCAGUACAAGCUGUGGUGGCCGAGCGGAAUGGGUGCGCAGAACCUCUACAACAUCACAGUGGAUGUGGUGAAUAAGAACAAGACACUGGCAUCUGUCACAAAGCGAACCGGCUUCAGAACCAUUGUACUCAAUAUGGGUGAGAUUACCGAUACGCAGCUCGCACAGGGGAUUGCGCCCGGGAACAAUUGGCAUUUCGAGAUCAAUGGGCACGAAUUUUACGCCAAAGGCAGCAACUUCAUUCCUCCAGAUGCGUUUUGGCCGCGGGUCACACCUGAGCGUAUCCAAACACUGUUCCGAUCCGUCGUGGCCGGUAACCAGAACAUGCUCCGCGUUUGGGCCAGCGGAGCCUACUCGCCCGACUUCAUGUACGACGCCGCAGACGAGAUUGGUAUUCUGCUGUGGAGCGAGUUCGAGUUCGGCGACGCGCUGUAUCCCGUCACAGAGGAUUUCCUCGAGAACGUUCGCCAAGAGGCCGUCUACCAGGUUCGCCGCACGAAUCACCACCCUUCGCUGGCGCUUUGGGCCGGCGGCAACGAGCUGGAGAGCUUGGAGCUCCCGGGCGUCAACCGCAGUGCACCGGAAGAUUAUGACAGAUACUUGCACGAAUAUGAGACGCUCUUCAUUGAGACGCUUCUGCCUGCUGUAUAUGGCAACAGUCGCAGCAUAACAUACAUGCCAAGCAGCACAGAGAACGGAUAUCUCUCAUUCAAUUGGUCUCGCCCGAUCCCCAUCAUUCAAAGAUACAACAACAAGACGGAGGGCUCCCUAUAUGGCGACACUGAUCACUACAACUACAAUUACCGCGAAGCUUUCAACAUCAGCACGUACCCCGUCGGGCGAUUCGCCAAUGAGUUUGGCUUCCACUCCAUGCCGAGCCUCGCAACCUGGAAAGAAGCACUACCGGACGACGAGCUCUACUUCAACAGUUCACAUAUAAUGCUCCGGAAUCAUCAUUACCCAGCUGGUGGGUUGAACAUAACAAAUUACGACAACUCCAGCAAGGGCAUGGCCGAGAUGACGCUGGCCGUGAGCGAGUACUAUCCACUGCCCAACAGGGCUGACCCGAUUGCCAAUUUUUCGUCAUGGUGCCACGCAACGCAAAUCUUCCAAGCCGACUUUUACAAGUCCCAGAUCCAGUUCUACCGCGUGGGCUCAGGCGCCCGCGAAAGGCAGCUGGGCAGUCUGUACUGGCAGUUGGAAGACAUCUGGCAAGCCCCGACCUGGGCUGGCAUUGAGUACUCCGGGCGCUGGAAGGUCUUACACAACGUCGCCAAAGACAUCUACCAGUCGGUGAUUGUGGCGCCCUUGUUCAACCAAAGCUCCGGCAUCUUGAGCGUAUAUGCUGUCAGCGAUUUGUGGAGCGAUGUCAAGGGUUCGGCGACGUUGGGGUGGAUCGGCUGGGAUGGUCGCCGCCUGAACCACACGAUAGGGGACUUCGACCACAUGACGGGCGCAUCGUCCAAGUUUGGACAAGAAGAGGUCCAAUUCACCAUCGGGGCAAUCAACACUACGCUUCUUACUUCAUUCAACAUGACGAAGUUGGCGGAAUCGAAAGGCUUCAAUGCCACGGAAUGUCUGUUCGUGGCCAACCUCACAGCCACCGGGACACCGAUAAACGGAGACGCAACGAGAACAUAUCGGCACACAAACACAUUCACCCCAACGCCUUUGUCAUCCGCAGCGCUGGUUGAUCCCGGCUUGAGCGUCGUCUAUAAGAAAGGUGAGGACGCAUUCGAGGUCACCGCCAAGCAUGGUGUCAGUGCUUGGACGUGGCUGAGCGUCUCGGACCGAGACUCGUCGGUCAUCGUCUCGUUUGACGAAAAUGCCUUCCUCUUAAACAAGGGACAGACAAGACUGGUCAAAUACUCUGUCAUCAGUGGCAGCUCACCUGGCUGGGAGGAUCGGGUGACGGCAGACAGCAUCUAUGGGGAGGGUCAGAAAGACUAACUUUUUAGGAUGCGGUACUACUUAACUAUCAGCGGCCUUACAAUACACGUCUAGAUGCC